AUGAAUAUUCGUGCGGCUACUGUAUUCUCUUGAGGUGCAGUUCUUCAAAAGAAAAACCCUCUUCUGCCUUCUCCACUUUCUUCUCAGGCUUAUUUCACAGUCAAUUUCGAUUAUUUGCUCAGUCUUAAUAAUCCUGCGGCUCCAAAUCAAAACCCUAAAUGCGAGUUGUAGUAACUGGCACAGAAAGCAUUCCCCUAAUGCAAAUGUAUGUCAACUGAAGCAACGCUGUGUUAACGAAGUUGGCUUCGGUAUUCUGUUGAAGUUGCAAUAUCACAGUAGGCCAGUGGAUGUCUUGGGGAUUCAUUAUUUUGAGUUCCUCAAUUGAAACAAUCAAAACCUUCAGUUAUCACAAUUCCUUCAAUAGAUCACCCAACAAGAACUGUAAACUUCUUAUUUGGUGCAUGGACAACAUGUAGAAUAGUCGAAGCAGCUUGAGCAAGAACUGGCCCAAUGUGAUACAAAAGUUGAUAGGUGGAGAUUCCUGGGAUUUUAUGGAGGCUCAGCAUUUGAACUUUGCAGGUUAAUUUAUUGAAGAAACAAUGAUGCUUUAAAAUAACUUCGUGGUAUUGUGCACUUGAAGCAAUUUGGAGCCAGUUACUUUGGUGGUUUGAUUAGUGAUGGAGUGCAAUAAAGAAGAGGCAAUCAGGGCGAAGGGGAUUGCUGAGAGUAAGAUGCAAAACAAAGAUUUUCAUGGUGCUCAUAAAAUUGCACUCAAAGCCCAACAGCUGUAUAACGAUUUGGAGAAUAUUUCCCAGAUGCUAAUGGUUUGUGAUGUGCAUUGUGCUGCUGAUAAGAAACUUUUUGGGAAUGAGAUGGACUGGUAUGCCAUCCUUCAGAUUGAGCAGACAGCUGAUGAGGCCACAAUUAAGAAGCAGUACAGGAAGUUUGCUCUCUUACUUCAUCCUGAUAAAAAUAAGUUUCCUGGUGCAGAGGCUGCUUUCAAGUUGAUUGGUGAAGCUCAAAGGGUGCUAUUAGACAGAGGAAAAAGGUCCUUGCAUGACAUUAAACGAAAAGCUCCCACAAGCAAACCAGCACCGCCUUACAGGCCUCAACAGAGAGCAGCUUACACCUCUAGUAUUGGGGUUCAAAACAAUUCCAGGAACAACUUUAUGGGCUUCAAUCCUCAACAGCAACAUAUGCAGCAGUCGGAUCAACAGGGUUCCUCCAAUGGCCGUGCUACUUUCUGGACAGCUUGUCCAUACUGUAAUGUAAAGUACCAGUACUAUGUGGAAAUUAAGAAUAAGUCUCUUAUUUGCCAAACUUGCACUAAGCCUUUUAUUGCACAUGAGCGGAGUGUGCAAGGGGCUCCAACUGGAACUAACUUCAGCCAGUCGGCAUUUCCCCCAAGAAAAGAUGUGCCAAAUAAUAGUUUUAGCAAAGUAGAACUUAACCGUCAGGGCAAGUCAAGUGCUGAGCAACCUAAAAUGGAUUUCUUUCAAAAGAAAGGUUGCAAUUCUGAGUUUGCUUCACAAAAGGCAAAUGGGAAGAGACGAAGGAAGAAAGAUGCAGAAUCAAGUGAAAGUUGUGACUCUGAUAGUAGCAUUGACAGUGAAGAUGGUGAUUUCAAUGCAGGAGUGAAUUCGAAAAGUUUUGGUGAGUUCCGAAGGAGAUCUGAUCGGCAUAAGCGGAAUGUUUCUUACAAGGAAAAUCUGAGUGAUGAUGAAGACUCUACGACCCAUCCAAAAAGGGCCAAGGGGAGUGGAUCAUUCUGUUCAACUGAAGAGGAUUGCAGAAAUGGCACAAAGGAUGAUUUCAUUGAACCAAAUAAGCAUUCUGGUUCAGCUUCUUGUGCAAAAGGUCAUAAUGGGGAGAAACAAAAAGCAGGUCCAAAGAGCUCUUUAGAAGAAAAUGGUCAUAAGAAGAUCAAUGAGGUUCAUAUUGAUUCUGCAUCAGAUUCAAGCUCAAAAUCUACAUCAGUUCCUGAGCUCCAUGAAUAUCCUGAUCCAGAUUUUAAUGACUUUGACAAAAUUAGGAAUGACAGGUGCUUUUCGAUAGGGCAGAUCUGGGCUGUUUAUGAUACCUUGGAUGCUAUGCCUAGAUUUUAUGCUCGAAUUAGGAAAGUUUUCUCUCCAGGGUUCAAAUUGAGGGUAACCUGGCUGGAGCCAGACCCAGAUGAUGAUGAUGGAAUCGAAUGGGUCAGCGAGGACUUGCCAGCCUCAUGUGGUAAAUUCAGACAUGGGCACUCAGAAAAUACUGAAGAUCGUCUUAUGUUUUCCCAUAAGAUCGACUGGGAAAAAGGCAGCCAGAAGGACACCUACAAGAUAUUUCCAAGAAAAGGAGAAAUUUGGGCAGUCUUCAAGAACUGGGAUAUUAGAUGGAAAUCUGAUGUAGACCCUAACCGGAAGUUUGAAUAUGAAUUUGUAGAAAUCUUGUCAGAAUAUACUGAGGAUGUUGGUGCAUCUGUUGCAUAUUUGGGCAAGGUUAAGGGCUAUGUGAGUCUUUUUUGUCGAAUCAGGAAGGAAGGAAAAGACAAAUUUCAAAUUCCACCAGGUGAAUUGUUCCGCUUCUCUCACAUGAUUCCAUCAUUUAAAUUGACGGGUGAGGAAAGACAAGGUGUGCCAAAGGGAUCUUUUGAACUCGAUCCUGCUUCUUUAUCCCAAAAUAUCGAAGAGAUUGCUGUUGCUGAAGAUAUGGCGGUUGAUAUUGGUAAGACUCAUGCUGACAGCACAGGUUCAAAAUCAUCAGAUAAAGUGAAAUUCAAUGUGGAAUCUGAAGGACGUACUGCUGCUCAGCAGGCUAGUGAUAUAAAAUGUGAAGUUGCCAAUGAUGAUCAUAGUGUUCCUUCAACUUCAACCCCAGAAGCUCUCGAAAUUCCAGAACCAGAAUUCUUUGACUUCAAUGCUGAGAAAUCCUUUGAAAAGUUUCAAGCUGGUCAAAUCUGGUCUCUGUACAGUAAUGAGGAUGGCUUACCAAAGUACUAUGGUCAAAUUACAAAAUCUGGUACUAGUCAGGAUUUCAAAUUGCAGCUCAAGCGGCUUGUUCCAUGUGCACUACCGAAUGAUGUUAUACAAUGGCAAGAUAAAGAUAUGCCUAUUUGCUGUGGAAGAUUUAGGACUAAAAAGGGUGAAUCGCAGCCCUAUACAUCUGCUGUUUCCUUCUCACAUCAAUUAAGUGCAGAACCUGUUGGUAAGAAAAAUGAAUAUACCAUCUUUCCUAGGAAAGGUCAGGUUUGGGCACUGUACAGGAACUGGUCUGCUGAAAUUAAACAUUAUGAAUUGAAUGAAUGUAAAUAUGAUGUAGUGGAAGUGCAGGAGGAAAAUGAUUUGGUGAUCAAAGUUUCACUUUUGGAGAAAGUUGAAGGUUUCAACUCAGUUUUCAAGGCUCAAUUAGAGGAUGGUUCAGCUGUUACAAUGGAGGUUCUCCGUGUUGAACUGCUUAGAUUCUCCCAUCAGAUUCCUGCUUUUCGACUAACGGAAGAGAGGGGUGGCAGCCUGAGAGGCUUUUGGGAACUUGACCCUGCAGCACUGCCUGUUCAUUAUUUUGCUACUUGAAAUGACAGGUUUAUUUAAGUGCCAUCUAUUUGCAGUCAAUAUCAACAGCCAGGGCAUGUUUGAGAUUGCUCUUUUGGUAAUGGAUUUUUGGCAUCAAUCUCUCAACUGUGUUAUGAAGUUGUUUUCGGAAGUUUUAUGCAGUGCUUGUUUCUUUUGGUCUCAGUUUAUCUGCAUUCAAUAGAAAGAAAUUUGUCUGCUGACUCUUUGGUCCCUUUAAUUUUGGGUUGGAGCUUGGUUGAUUCGGCCACAAAUCAAUGGUGGGGAUAGCAAAUUAGCUGAAGCCUAAAACUUAGAUUUCGUCACUCUGUUGCUGACAGUAGAUUGUCUUACGCGACUUUAUAGUUUCAUGUGAACCCUCUCAUUGUAAGAUGCUUAUGUUAUCCCCUUUUAAUUUGGAUGUAGGGAUCAAAUUUAGCAGCUCACAGCAAUUGUAUCAAUGCUGCACUAUUUUUAGGGGUUAAAGCUAUGUUUAAUGGGAUUUGAUAGUAGCAUUAAAUAUGGGUAACUAUUGAUGCAAUCAGGUCCAAAACCAGUGGGAUAGUAGUUUAAUGAUCGAGUAGAUGUCAAUACAAUGGUUGGUUUUAUAUUUAUAAUGGUUUGUCCUAGUUUAUAGA
This is a messenger RNA of Jatropha curcas, 4105 nucleotides long. RefSeq lists its product as hypothetical. NCBI's taxonomy places the organism in Eukaryota, Viridiplantae, Streptophyta, Magnoliopsida, Malpighiales, Euphorbiaceae. The record is from RefSeq and is a predicted model, not a curated record.